Manihot esculenta (cassava) is the source of this 719-nucleotide messenger RNA. RefSeq names its product transcription elongation factor 1 homolog. The coding region runs from base 164 to 430 and encodes 88 amino acids. Gene Ontology annotation, biological process: transcription elongation by RNA polymerase II. The transcript is spliced from 5 exons. The record is from RefSeq and is a predicted model, not a curated record. Lineage: Eukaryota; Viridiplantae; Streptophyta; Magnoliopsida; Malpighiales; Euphorbiaceae. Gene Ontology annotation, molecular function: RNA polymerase II complex binding. Gene Ontology annotation, cellular component: transcription elongation factor complex.
AUGGCAAAAAUUCAAUAUAUUUGGUUUUGUCAGUGCCAUGUCGCAAAUGUACAAGUUCCUCUUUCUCAUUUUCUGUUUUUCUCAGAGCCUCUCUCCCCAAAAUCGUAAGGCUAGGGUUCCAACUUUGUUCCGCCAGCCGGAAUUCCUCGCAGGACUUUAAGCAAUGGGAAAGAGGAAGUCAAGAGCAAAGCCUCCUCCUAAGAAGAGAAUGGACAAGCUUGACACUGUUUUCAGUUGCCCCUUCUGCAACCAUGGCACCAGUGUCGAAUGCCGAAUUGAUAUGAAGAAUUUAAUUGGUGAAGCACUGUGUGCAAUAUGCCAAGAGAGCUUUAGCACUACCAUCACAGCCCUAACUGAACCAAUAGACGUAUACAGUGAAUGGAUUGAUGAGUGUGAACGCGUUAACAAUCUCGAUGAUGAUGAUGCUUGAAGGGAAGGUUUCAAGCGUAGAUUCCAGUUCCCGUGUUGGAGUAGAAUAGCUAGUAUCUUAGCUUUCUCAAGCUUGUAAUUCUGUUAGUCCUGGGCUGGAUUAGGAGGUGCAGAUAAAUAACGCUUGACAAUAUUAAUAGUGCUGUUUAAGAAACUGUUGAAUAGUUUGCAACUGCGGGAUGGGAACUUGAAAAUAACCGUGUUAUGGAAAGGAAGCAACCAUCAAUGGAGAAAUAUCUAGACUCUAUCAUGUUUUUGCCUUAAUAGAAAUAAUCAAAUGCCUUGAUGCA